This is a messenger RNA of Macrosteles quadrilineatus (aster leafhopper), 2691 nucleotides long. Its product is annotated as GATA zinc finger domain-containing protein 14-like. NCBI's taxonomy places the organism in Eukaryota, Metazoa, Arthropoda, Insecta, Hemiptera, Cicadellidae. The record is from RefSeq and is a predicted model, not a curated record. The coding region runs from base 1 to 2691 and encodes 896 amino acids. The transcript is spliced from 24 exons.
AUGAGAGAGAAGAGUAAAGGUGCUGGUAGUAUUCAGAGUAAUGACAAGAUGUUGGAGCAAGGCAUCUCGUGUAUUAUUAGCAACAUCAAACAUUGCACGCAGGCCAACAUCAAUUACAGAGACAAUACAUCAUUUACAUGUGACACUCGUGCCGUGUGUCGCACUCAGAGACAAACACAUAACUGGUACAGUACAAGCAACAUCAAACAUUGCACACAGGCCAACAUCAAUAACAGAGACAAUACAUCAUUUACAUGUGACACUCGUGCCGUGUGUCGCACUCAGAGACAAACACAUAACUGGUAUAGUACAAGCAACAUCAAACAUUGCACGCAGGCCAACAUCAAUAAUAGAGACAAUACAUCAUUUACAUGUGACACUCGUGCCGUGUGUCGCACUCAGAGACAAACACAUAACUGGUACAGUACAAGCAACAUCAAACAUUGCACACAGGCCAACAUCAAUAACAGAGAAAAUACAUCAUUUACAUGUGACACUCGUACCGUGUGUCGCACUCAGAGACAAACACAUAACUGGUACAGUACAAGCAACAUCAAACAUUGCACACAGGCCAACAUCAAUAACAGAGACAAUACAUCAUUUACAUGUGACACUCGUGCCGUGUGUCGCACUCAGAGACAAACACAUAACUGGUACAGUACAAGCAACAUCAAACAUUGCACACAGGCCAACAUCAAUAACAGAGACAAUACAUCAUUUACAUGUGACACUCGUGCCGUGUGUCGCACUCAGAGACAAACACAUAACUGGUACAGUACAAGCAACAUCAAACAUUGCACACAGGCCAACAUCAAUAACAGAGAAAAUACAUCAUUUACAUGUGACACUCGUACCGUGUGUCGCACUCAGAGACAAACACAUAACUGGUACAGUACAAGCAACAUCAAACAUUGCACACAGGCCAACAUCAAUAACAGAGACAAUACAUCAUUUACAUAUGACACUCGUGCCGUGUGUCGCACUCAGAGACAAACACAUAACUGGUACAGUACAAGCAACAUCAAACAUUGCACGCAGGCCAACAUCAAUAAUAGAGACAAUACAUCAUUUACAUGUGACACUCGUGCCGUGUGUCGCACUCAGAGACAAACACAUAACUGGUACAGUACAAGCGACAUCAAACAUUGCACACAGGCCAACAUCAAUAACAGAGACAAUACAUCAUUUACAUGUGACACUCGUACCGUGUGUCGCACUCAGAGACAAACACAUAACUGGUACAGUACAAGCAACAUCAAACAUUGCACACAGGCCAACAUCAAUAACAGAGACAAUACAUCAUUUACAUGUGACACUCGUGCCGUGUGUCGCACUCAGAGACAAACACAUAACUGGUACAGUACAAGCAACAUCAAACAUUGCACACAGGCCAACAUCAAUAACAGAGACAAUACAUCAUUUACAUGUGACACUCGUGCCGUGUGUCGCACUCAGAGACAAACACAUAACUGGUACAGUACAAGCAACAUCAAACAUUGCACACAGGCCAACAUCAAUAACAGAGAAAAUACAUCAUUUACAUGUGACACUCGUACCGUGUGUCGCACUCAGAGACAAACACAUAACUGGUACAGUACAAGCAACAUCAAACAUUGCACACAGGCCAACAUCAAUAACAGAGACAAUACAUCAUUUACAUAUGACACUCGUGCCGUGUGUCGCACUCAGAGACAAACACAUAACUGGUACAGUACAAGCAACAUCAAACAUUGCACGCAGGCCAACAUCAAUAAUAGAGACAAUACAUCAUUUACAUGUGACAUUCGUGCCGUGUGUCGCACUCAGAGACAAACACAUAACUGGUACAGUACAAGCAACAUCAAACAUUGCACACAGGCCAACAUCAAUAACAGAGACAAUACAUCAUUUACAUGUGACACUCGUGCCGUGUGUCGCACUCAGAGACAAACACAUAACUGGUACAGUACAAGCAACAUCAAACAUUGCACGCAGGCCAACAUCAAUAACAGAGACAAUACAUCAUUUACAUGUGACACUCGUACCGUGUGUCGCACUCAGAGACAAACACAUAACUGGUACAGUACAAGCGACAUCAAACAUUGCACACAGGCCAACAUCAAUAACAGAGACAAUACAUCAUUUACAUGUGACACUCGUACCGUGUGUCGCACUCAGAGACAAACACAUAACUGGUACAGUACAAGCAACAUCAAACAUUGCACGCAGGCCAACAUCAAUAACAGAGACAAUACAUCAUUUACAUGUGACACUCGUACCGUGUGUCGCACUCAGAGACAAACACAUAACUGGUACAGAGGAGGGCAGAGGUCAUGCUGGAAUCAUGAAGACCAUGAAGAUCAUGAAGAUGAAGGGGGCAAAGUCUUCAAGGGUGUGACACCGGAGGGCCAUGAAGCUGGGCGGACAGCACCGGAGGAGAGAAAAGGCAGGGCGGAGAGGGGGCCAAUAUGCAGCGCCAGCCUAGUCGCAACAUUCCUCUCCGCUGAAGAUGUCUUCAAGGGUGUGACACCGGAGGGCCAUGAAGCUGGGCGGACAGCACCGGAGGAGAGAAAAGGCAGGGCGGAGAGGGGGCCAAUAUGCAGCGCCAGCCUAGUCGCAACAUUCCUCUCCGCUGAAGAUGUAUCAAGUGUCUACCAUCACUCUGGUAGCAGGGACGUGGUCACUGAGUGGGCAUUGAGUGAGUGUGAGUGA